UGUCUUCUGAUUAUCACCUCCGACGCUGAUUUGAAUUCCCGAAUAGAUUUCUUCGUCAGGUCUGUUCCACACCGUACACCCGGAAUAAACCACCCAGAUCUAUCCAAAUAUUAUCGGUUCUUUACCACCAGAGAAAUGUUAUGUUUCAAUGGCGUGAUCUUGGUUAUUUAAUGCUCUAUAGAAAAUAGGAAAUCGUUAGUUUCUUUUCCUAGCCAGAAUAAGCUAGAUGUGCUCCUGAAGACGUUUAAUGGGCUCAUCUUUAGUAUUUUACUAAACUUCUUACCAAAAACAAAUUCUAAUAAAAUCAGAACUAAAGCACAAUACGGUGAAAUACCCCUGUGGUUUACCUGAAAAUCAUCUAAAUGAAACAAGGACGAAGAAUUGCUAAAUGAUUCGAGAAUGUUCGCGUUUGUCACAAAUCGAAGUGAUAUAAUCAUGUUAAACAAACUAUUUUUGUCGAAUCGCGCUUCAAUCGAUAAAUUUUAUUAUUUUAAUACCAGUUUGUUUCUUUUCGUUAAGUUUCAGAUUUUUUAUCUUAUUAAGUGGUACAAUUCCUGUCGAAUCACGACAUUGUUAACAUUAGUGUUAUAACUUUUCGCUGUAUUUUUGGAAUGCGUUAUUCAGUUGUGGUCACAUUGGCUGCAAUACUCGUUUUUACAACUACAGCAACAAAAGCCUCUGAUUGUAUACAGCAAGGAGGAGACAUGACCGGAGUCACAUACAGAGGAACUCUAGCAGUCACCAAAUCAGGACGAUCUUGCCAGAAAUGGGCGGCACAAUCUCCCAACAGGCAUAAGUUCACUGCUGGAAGGUCUAGAUUCCCUAAUUAUAAUGGAGGUUUGGACGAAAACUUCUGUCGAAACCCAAGCGGACAUACUGGUAUAUGGUGUUACAACGGCGAAGGCACUUUUCCAAGAUGGGAGGACUGUGUGAUGCCCCCACCAUGCUGGGUGUUUUACUCAAGACCAGAUAAUAGAAUUGGAACUACGACAUGCUCUGGAGUGGAUAUAAACGGAAUGGGAUGCUCUUGUCUAGCAAAUUACUACAACAUGAGAGAUUGCGGAUCAGGCCUUAGCUACGAUCCUCAGAGAUGUGCAACGUAUAACCACCACUGUCUUAAGCUGAAAAGUGGCAAAAAGAAGGAGAAGACUUGUUGCAGAGCUAUCUUGUGCUUCGGCAACAAACUGAACUGCUGAGUUUAGAACCUAAACACGACCGGAUUGAAAAUUUAGACAUGAGAAAAGGAAGUAGUGUGUCUGAUCACUCAGCUGUACUUGCUGAACUGGGGCUGAAAUCAAAAAUUCUUUUUUAUAUUACAUAAUAAUACUUAUCUGGAACUCCAGACAAAUUAAUUUUAAUUUGGAACGUGGUCGGACAAUUUUAUUAAGAUUCCAGGACGAAUCGCGGACUAUUUAACUUAA
Bolinopsis microptera is the source of this 1421-nucleotide messenger RNA. RefSeq names its product plasminogen-like. Bases 612 to 1196 code for a protein of 194 amino acids. Gene Ontology annotation, molecular function: endopeptidase activity; signaling receptor binding. The record is from RefSeq and is a predicted model, not a curated record. Lineage: Eukaryota; Metazoa; Ctenophora; Tentaculata; Lobata; Bolinopsidae. The transcript is spliced from 6 exons.